Messenger RNA from Fomitiporia mediterranea MF3/22, 729 nucleotides. RefSeq lists its product as uncharacterized. Bases 1 to 729 code for a protein of 242 amino acids. Lineage: Eukaryota; Fungi; Basidiomycota; Agaricomycetes; Hymenochaetales; Hymenochaetaceae. The transcript is spliced from 2 exons. The record is from RefSeq and is a predicted model, not a curated record.
AUGGAGGCAACAAUUGCUAAGUCAGAAUGUGUCAAGUUCGGAGUUUCACUUUGCUGGAGCCCAGCGCGUACACAAAUACUCGUUCGAGGAGUAACCUUUAGCGACUUUGCCGCUCGUUCCAACAACACGUCCGACACACGUUCUCGCAGGUAUCCUCGUGCCGUCAAGACAAAGUAUCUUGCAGGUGAUCUUGAGCCAAAAUGGGCGAGUCUUCUCAUGCCCGAAGUUCAUUUCCGCACCGCUUAUCAAGUGCUUCCAGGAUUUGUAUCCAGUUCUUUGAAGGCCCUGUUGACAAUUGCAUUGAUUGUGCUCGGCGCAAUGAUGUUUGUGAAUCGCCCUCAUAUAACAGCAUGGGCCAAGAGCAUGAUUACCACGAUGCUACACCCCAACGACAUCAACAGAUCCGACAAAGGUAUGAUCCACGAUACCCUAGCUAUUAUUAAGAAUCAGGCUCAAAUGAGUGCUGAGAAAGAGAUAGAGAGGGCCACGAAGGCUCGUAAUGUCAUGAAAGAAGAGAUGAGAAGGCCAGCACCUCAGGCGCCCAAAGGUCGAGACGACAAGUUUCAAACAGAGGUUGAGGCUGGUGAACGGCCAAUCAGCCGUGAGCAGGUAUUGUUAAGCAAUUCGAUUCGUGCAGUUCUGAGGCUUAUUCUUUCGUGGCAAACAGACACGCAGAGUGGUCUUGGAGGCAUUGAUGAGUUGUUCAUCACAAGUACCGAGGGGACGUGA